Molecule: messenger RNA, 2076 nt
Organism: Beta vulgaris subsp. vulgaris (sugar beet)
Lineage: Eukaryota; Viridiplantae; Streptophyta; Magnoliopsida; Caryophyllales; Amaranthaceae
Product: protein NRT1/ PTR FAMILY 1.2
Exons: 4
Coding region: 176-1873 (565 amino acids)
Biological process (GO): transmembrane transport
Cellular component (GO): plasma membrane
Molecular function (GO): transmembrane transporter activity
Source: RefSeq, a predicted model, not a curated record
UAAACUAUUAUAGUCAGCUUGAAGUCUUGAACUAGUGUUAUAUUAUAAGUAUAUAGCAUGAGAUCUAGCAAUUCAAUCCAUUAUGUCAAAAUUAGUAAACUUGAAGAAACCAAAUAGCAGAGAGAGAAAGUGAGAAUACUCUCUUCUCUAAAACUCUAAUUCUUCAGAUUGCAACAUGUUGAAGGAACCUCUUUUAGGCACCUCAAAGGGUGGCCUAAAGACACUCCCUUUCAUUAUAGCAAAUGAAGCAUUUGAGAAAGUAGCAAGCUAUGGAUUAUUGCCAAACAUGAUAAUGUAUUUGAUGGCAAGUUAUGGGAUGGAAUUAGCAACUGGCUCCACUUUCAUAUAUUACUGGUCUGCUGCCACUAAUUUGGCACCUGUUAUUGGUGCUUUUCUUGCUGAUUCUUUUGUCGGGCGCUUUUGGAUGAUCGGUCUUGGCUCCAUUUUUAGUCUCUUGGGUACACUUCUCCUUUGGUUAACAGCUAUUAUCCCUGGUGCAAGGUCAUGUAAUGACUCUGGUUCCGAAUGUGUGUCCCCAAACUUCUUCCAACUUACACUUCUAGCAUUAUCUUUUGGCAUAAUGUCGAUUGGAGCUGGCGGCAUCAGAUCAUCUUCUGUAGCAUUCGGAACUGAUCAGUUGCUUAAGAGAGACAACUUUGGCAAUGCAGGCAUUCUAGAGAGGUUCUUCAACUGGUACUAUUUUGCUGCCUCUGCUUCAGUUGUCGCGGCACUGACUUUUGUGGUGUAUAUUCAAGACAAAUUUGGGUGGAAAGUUGGGUUCGGAGUUCCAGUUGUGCUUAUGUUAUUGUCUGCUAUAUCUUUCUUCUUGGCUUCUCCAUUGUACAUCAAGUUCAAAGCCGAGGCAGGGUCACCUAUCGCGUUCUCUCAAGUGUUAACGGCUUCAUGGAAGAAGAGACAUUUGAAAUUAUCCGAAAGGGAAGAUAAAUUGUACCUUAGGAGGAAAGACUCAACAUUGAUCAAGCCAAGUCAUAAACUAAGUUUCUUAAACAAGGCUUGCACUAUAGUUGGAAAUGCUGAGGAACAACUAACACCAGAUGGAAAAGCCAUAAACCCAUGGAACCUUUGUACCAUAGAAGAAGUAGAAGAACUAAAAGCUCUACUAAAGGUAAUGCCAAUAUGGUCAACAGGUGUUAUAAUGUCAGUAACUGCAACACAGACUCCUUUUAAAGUUCUACUAACCAAAACCAUGGAUCGCCAUAUCACCUCAAACUUUGAAAUUCCAGCCGGCUCUUUCUCUACUUUUUCCGUCAUCUCAUUAGUAUUAUGGAUCGCCAUCUACGAUCUUAUUGUCAUACCAUUAGCAACAAAACUGUUUGGAAAACGCGCUCAUCUAAGUGCUAGAACACGGAUGGGAAUCGGUCUCUUACUCUCAUUUGUGUCAAUGGUUGCAAUGGCUAUAAUUGAGUAUGUUCGACGUGAGACAGCUAUCAAGGAAGGAUUCUCAGAUAACCCAAACGGGGUAACACAUAUGUCCGCUUUAUGGUUAUUGCCACAUCACUGGUUUUCCGGCAUGGCUGAGGCUUUCUUUGUUGUGGGGCAAAGUGAGUUUUUCUGCUCGGAAUUUCCGAAAAGCAUGUUGAGUGUAGCAACAAAUCUUAACGGCGUGGGUAUGUCUUUGGCGAGUGUGUUUGCAAGUAUACUCUUGAAUGGCAUCAAUUAUAAUACAAGCAAAGAUGGACAAGAGAGUUGGGUAUCAAGCAAUAUAAAUAAGGCUCAUUUUGAUUAUUAUUAUUGGGUUAUAACUGCUUUGAGUCUGCUUAAUUUCUUCUAUUACCUUAUUUGUAACAAAGCUUAUGGUACCUCUUCGGACGAGCAAGACGACAACUUCAAUGAGGACACUGUAGAUGAAUGAAUUUAUCUCUUGUUUUUCCCUCCCCUUGGUUAAGGAACCGAUAUCAAGGAAAUCUGUAAUCUUAGAGAAAUAAUUAGCUCUAGUAAGAGUGUUAUCAUAAAUAAGGUGCAUGAUGCAUAACCUUUUGUAUCUUCGCGACUAGAUACCAUUUACAGUUCAAUUCAAUUUUUAUGUAUAUAUAAAGACCAAAGUUGCACACGCUA